This is a messenger RNA of Colletotrichum fioriniae, 1089 nucleotides long. RefSeq lists its product as uncharacterized. The record is from RefSeq and is a predicted model, not a curated record. Gene Ontology annotation, molecular function: methyltransferase activity. Lineage: Eukaryota; Fungi; Ascomycota; Sordariomycetes; Glomerellales; Glomerellaceae.
AUGGAAGCUUCAAGCGGCACAGUCGAGAGGCAAGAGGCCCCGGCAGAGGAACGGAACGAACCCAACGACGAGAAAAGCAGCAUCUUUACGGCGCAAUCGACGAUCGACGAUGACCGCUCCAGCAGGCUGACGUCGAGCGCACUCGACGAGCUGAACGCGUCGCACAUUGACAGUAGCACAUCUGUGUCGUUGAGCAUCGACACGGACAUCAGCGACGCUGACUCGGCCAUGGGAAUCGAUGCUGGCCGCGCCUCCUCGUCUGCUUCGGUGGCAUCGAGCGUGUACCGCUUCGUGGAGGAGUUUGGCAGAACAUAUCACGCAUAUAAAGAAGGAAAGCAAAGCCGCCUGGAUCUCCAACACGCCAUUGCCCUGCGCAUCUUCAACGACAAGCUCGGCCUCGCCCCCGUCUCCAAUCCUCACCGCGUCCUUGACAUCGGCACAGGCACGGGCAUCUGGGCCAUCGAGUUCGCCGACAGGAACCCGGCAUCGGAGGUCCUCGGCACGGAUCUGAGCCCCAUCCAGCCGGAAUACGUCCCGGCCAACUGCCAUUUCGAAAUCGACGACGCCGAGGACGAGUGGGCGUUUAGCCAGAAAUUCGACUACGUCCACGGCCGGUACAUGUGCACCUCCAUCUUUGACCUUCCCAAACUCUUUGGCCAGAUCUACGAGAACCUCAACCCGGGCGGCUGGGUCGAGUUCCAGGAGACCGUCAUCGACUUCAAGGCCGUGGACGGGUCGCUCGAGGGCACGGCGCUGCGGCGGUGGAACGAUCACCUGCUCGAGGGGAUUCGCAAAGCCGGACGGGACGCGCUCUCUGCCUUUGAGUACGCGCGACACAUGGCGGACGCGGGUUUUCAAAACAUCGAGCAGAAGAGGUUUGCGGUGCCGGCGUCGCCUUGGGCGAAGGGGAGGAACCAAAAGAUUUUAGGCGCCAUGCAGAUGACGAAUAACCUCGAGGGGGUGCAGGGUAUCACGAUGAAGAUAUUUUGCCAGGUGCUUGGCUGGACUCGAGAGGAUGCCGAGAUGUUGCUCAUGGAUGUGAGGAAGGAUAUGGCGGAUAAGAACAUCCACGCGUAUAUCACGGUGUGA